Orcinus orca (killer whale) is the source of this 564-nucleotide messenger RNA. RefSeq names its product transmembrane protein 125. The record is from RefSeq and is a predicted model, not a curated record. NCBI's taxonomy places the organism in Eukaryota, Metazoa, Chordata, Mammalia, Artiodactyla, Delphinidae.
AUGGGAGCUCCAGAGACAGUAUUCUCUGCCCUGGAGCUAGCCUUGCUCUCUCCUGAGUGUGUACCCCAAAGCCUUGUGGCAAGCCUGGUGCUGCUCUCCCCCACCAGCAGCUGCUUGAGCAAGUAGCAGCUGGUAGUAGGCACUGUGCUCUGUCUGCUGGCUCCUCUGGUUCUGGUUAAGCAGCUGAUGAGCUCAGCUGAGCUGGACAUGAACUGCGUGUGUCAGCUGCACAGCUGUGGAGGUGAUGAUGCCAUCAUGGUGCUGCUUGGUGGCCGUCUACUGGUCACCAUCCUGGUGCUGGCUGGCCUGGCCAUUUGCCCUGCUUGGCCACUGGCUGCCAUGUUGUCAGUAGGCAUUGCUCUGGUUGCCUCAGGCUCACUCUUGCUGCUGGGUUUGCUGCUGUAUCAAGUGGGUGUGAUUGGACACUGCCCACCCUUCUGUGUGGCUGCCUGCCCACCCCCUGCUGCCCAAGGUGACCACCACAGUGGCAAUGGAAGCAUCUUCAGCAUGUCACGAUGGUUGUCUGCUGGCCAGUGUCAUGUAGCCACAUCCAGCCUCAUAUGA